Capsicum annuum is the source of this 948-nucleotide messenger RNA. Its product is annotated as peroxidase 24-like. Gene Ontology annotation, biological process: response to oxidative stress; hydrogen peroxide catabolic process. Gene Ontology annotation, molecular function: peroxidase activity; heme binding. The record is from RefSeq and is a predicted model, not a curated record. NCBI's taxonomy places the organism in Eukaryota, Viridiplantae, Streptophyta, Magnoliopsida, Solanales, Solanaceae. Gene Ontology annotation, cellular component: plant-type cell wall; plasmodesma.
AUGAGAACUCAAUUAGUACUAAUUUUUCUUGUUUUUCUGUGUCUUGUUAUUUGUGGAGUUUCAGGUGCUAAUGGAAAAGUACCACGCAAGAACUUCUAUAAGAGCACUCGUUGUCCAAAUGCUGAACAGCUUAUUAGAGAUAUCACUUGGAGCAAAGAUAAAAAUGACGCUACCUUGGGUGCUAAAUUGAUUCGACUCCAUUACCAUGAUUGUUUUAUAAGGGGAUGUGAUGCUUAUAUUGAUGAUAUCAAGCUUCAAGUUGAGGCAAAAUGUCCUAGAAUUGUUUCUUGUGCUGAUAUUUUAGCAUUAUCUGCUCGUGAUGUUGUUUCUUUCCCUGUAACAUUAAUUAACUCUUUGCAUGCAUUGUGGGAUGUGGAGACCAGAAGAAAAGAUGGGAAUGUUUCGCUUGAGAGUGAAGUGAACCCAAACUUACCUUCAGCAUUCUCAAAUUUUGCAAUCCUUCAGCAACUCUUUGCAAAGAAAGGCCUAAAUGUCGAUGAUCUUGUUGCAUUAUCAGGUGCUCACACAAUUGAUGUUGCUCAUUGUGGAGCUUUCUCAAAGAGACUCUACAAUUUCACUGGCAAUGAUGACAUGGAUCCAUCUCUCAAUGCUACUUAUGCUGAAACUUUGAAGAAAUUGUGCCCUAAUCCAGCCAAUCCAGCAACUACUAUUGAAAUGGAUCCUUCGAGCUCAACCUCAUUUGAUAGCAAUUAUUUCAAUAUCCUUAUUAAUGAGAACAAAGGGUUGUUCCAAUCUGAUGCAGCCCUUCUCAAUGACAGAAACUCACAAAAUGUCGUCAUAAAAUUGCAAAAGAAUAAGGCUUUCUUUUUUGAGUUUGCAAGAUCCAUGCAAAAAAUGAGAUCCAUUGAAGUUCUUACUGGAAAUGCUGGAGAAAUCAGGAAGAAUUGCCGUGUCAAAACUAAUUCUAGGAAGAAAAAAACCCUAUGA